AUGGAUCACACGCGCGACCCCUGCCCCUGGGUUAUCCUCAAUGACUUUGGCGGCGCGUUCGCCAUGGGCGCGAUAGGCGGCACGAUCUGGCACGGCAUCAAGGGCUACAGGAACAGCCCGUACGGCGAGCGCCGCAUCGGCGCCAUCUCGGCCAUCAAGAUGCGCGCCCCCGUCCUCGGCGGCAACUUUGGCGUGUGGGGUGGCCUGUUCUCAACGUUCGACUGCGCCGUCAAGGGCAUUCGCCAGAAAGAGGAUCCUUGGAACAGCAUCACGGCCGGUUUCUUCACCGGAGGAGCUCUCGCCAUCCGUGGCGGAUACAAGGCUGCCCGUAACGGUGCCAUCGGCUGCGCGGUUCUGCUCGCCGUCAUCGAAGGAGUCGGUAUCGGCUUCCAGAAGAUGUUUGCCGGAAGCACGAAGCUGGAGAUGCCCCAGCCCCCGCCUUCGAACGAGCAGGCAUUGGCUUAG
Molecule: messenger RNA, 465 nt
Organism: Colletotrichum graminicola M1.001
Lineage: Eukaryota; Fungi; Ascomycota; Sordariomycetes; Glomerellales; Glomerellaceae
Exons: 5
Coding region: 1-465 (154 amino acids)
Biological process (GO): protein import into mitochondrial matrix
Cellular component (GO): TIM23 mitochondrial import inner membrane translocase complex; mitochondrial inner membrane
Molecular function (GO): transmembrane protein transporter activity
Source: RefSeq, a predicted model, not a curated record